Molecule: messenger RNA, 2085 nt
Organism: Symbiodinium sp. CCMP2592
Lineage: Eukaryota; Dinophyceae; Suessiales; Symbiodiniaceae
Source: the annotation of a GenBank genome assembly
AUGAGCGACGAAGAGCAGCUGUCAGCAGCUUCACAAAGAAGAAGCCGUUGGCAUGUUGCUUUGCUUGCAAACAGUGAGUACCAUGAUCAACGCAAGAACUUGCCGGGUGUGGUGGACGAUGCAGCGAGACUGGAAUCCUGCGAGUUCUACCAAGCAGCGAAAUCCAAGCGACGAUGGGACAACCUGACCUUCGAGGAAACGAGAGAGCGUUUUCAGCAGUGGUUUGAAGACUGGAAAGAUGGUGAUAUGAUAAUGUUUUUCUUCUUUGGCCAUGGGGCAUACUCUGUGGAAAAGCGCACACAAUGCAUGCAGGCUGUCGAUGGUUGGCUGGUGGAUCUCAUGAGCUUUAAGGACUACAUCCAGAGUCUGAGAAACAUCAGGUUUUGUGGCUUCUUUGCCUGCUGCCAAAAUCAACCAAGCGACCCUGAUUACGUGUGCAAGUUGUUUCCGCUGUCAUCGCCGAUUCCGAACAUCAAUUGUGACACACUGUUUCACUUUGCUUGCAGACCUGGGCAAGUUAUGUACGACGCACCGGCGGCCCAGGGGAAGUGUGUGACUGAGUACACAUCCUGCUUGAUUAAAAUCCUUUGCAACGGCAGGUGCGUGAGCGACAUUCCAUUAUAUCUCCAGGAAAAAGUCAGCGAGAAAACCUGCAUGCAGCAGCAGCCUGAAUGCAUAAGCUCCUUCAGGGAUUGUGCAAUCUGGGACGGCGAGACACAGAUUGCUUCCUUGAGUUCAUUCUCGGCAUGCGGGUCUGCAGGAAAUGAAUUCAAUGCUUUGGUGCCAGACUUGGACUUACAAACUUUGGACACCUUCAAUGCUUUGGUGCCAGACUUGGACUUACAAACUCCGGACACCUUCAAUGCUUUAGUGCCAGAUUCGGACUUAGAAACUCCGGAACCCUUCGACGGUCGUCUAAAGGACUGGAAAUUGCAGAAGGCAAUGCUGGAACGCGACUUGGAGAUCAACUUUGGACUUAGAACCCUGGAUACCUUCGACGAUCGUCCGCCAUACGACUGGAAAUUGCAGAAGGCAUUGCUGGAACGCGACUUGGACUACGAAAAGCAGAAAGCACUGCUGGAACGCUGUUUGAAGAUCCAGGAGCAGCACGACGGUUCUGAACACCCCGAAGUGGCCAAGACACUCCUCAACCUUGGCAAUGUCUGCUUGCUGGUCGCCUUCGACCUGUCAGUGGGUGGCGCCGCGGUGGAUGUGCGCGAGGUGUUUCGCACGGCCCACCUCGCCGAGGUACCCCCGGUGCUCAGGAACACGCCUGCUGCGGAGCAGGAUGAGGAGGCGAGUGCCCAACUCAGCCCUUCGCUGGACUAUCUGCGGCCCAUCACGGACGUUUCGGCACCCCUCUCCAAGAGCAGCGUGGAGAUGGCAGCAACGGCGAAGGCAGAAGAUGAGCAGGCCACUGCGGUCUGUGCUGAGUUCGUCGAGGUGGACCCCGAGGACGAGGGGCCCACUCUGAUCGUGCUGGUCAGGGGGAGGCCUGUGCUGAUCUACCGUGCCUUCAAUAGCCAAGCAGAGGUUGCCUUCCUUUACACUCUGAGUGUUGCCUUCCUCGUGUCCAUCGCUGCAGCAGCCGGCCUCAUCACGAACUCAAUGAAAGGAGAGAAAGCCGACCUCCUGAAGUGGUGGCUGAAGUUUAUCGCAGGCACCCUGCUGAUUGUCUACUCGGUCUACAUGGCCUACGUAGACGGCUGGCUCAAGCCUUGUGGCUUGAAGGGGCCUGAUGACGACGAGGAGGACGACAAGGAGGAGGGCCUGCUUCAGACCGAUACGAGCACCGACUCUCAGGGGAAACGCAGCAACAUCGUGGUCGUGGCGUUGUUGGGGAGAACUGUCGGAACUGCAGACAUGACGAGCCUCGAUGAUUUCACGGUGUACCUCAUCAUGGCAGGCAGUGGCAUCUACACAUGGUACGAACUUAUCCUGGGAACUAUGCUCGGCUGCCUAAUUCUGGCGUCGAUCGUCCUCUUCCUGACAGAGAGCGCUGCGCUUUCCCAUAUCUUGGAGAGCAUACCGGCCUGGGCCAUUCUUCUGGCAUUGGGCGUCGUUGUACUCUCCGGUCUUUUCUGA